AGCCCUGACCUGACGCGGUGCUGUGAUUUGAUGGAUGAGAUAAGUCAAAGUAUUUUCUGAAAUUGAUUUUUUUUUUAUUGAUUUCCUGGUUAUCUAAACAUAAAUGGUUGAUUCGAAAUAAAACCACUCACGAUAAGUUCAUAUUGGAAGAUUUUGUCAAAUAUUUUCCACAGAUAAUGAUGGCUACAUAACAUAAUGCUUUGUUUGUUUUGAUACAAUCUCAAUCGCAUUGAUUGGUUAAUUGUAUUAUUCCUUUUACAAAAUAUAGUGCAUUUUAGUGAAAUUUGCGCGAUGGGGUGUUUUCAAAGUAAGAAAGAUUCAUCUGAUAUUCACCCGAAUGUUUUCCGAGUGGUAAAUAUAGAUACGAACGGAGUCGAACUUUGUAGGGGUCAGCUGGAGAUUUCAGAGUCUGAUGUUAUCUUGUAUAGAAAAGGAAGAGAUUCUACUGUUUGGCCGUUGCAUUCUGUGCGUAGAUAUGGAUUUCGGGAAGAUCUUUUUAGUUUUGAAUCAGGUAGAAGAUGUGAAACAGGAGCGGGUAUCUUUGGUUUUAGAUGUCGAAGAGCAUCUGUAAUAUUUAAUACUCUACAGCAGCAAAUAGAAUUACGUAGUGCAAUACAAGAUACUUUGCCUUUUCCUGUAUCACAAAUAAGCCCAGCACCACAAGCGGGACAAACUUUGCAGGUUAGCAUUAUUCACUGCACAUCAGUUGACAACAGCCAGCCCGAGUUAGUGCUUGGCCAGUUACUGAAUAAUAAUUUUACUAACAACAUUCCAAAUUCAGCUGUCCGUUCUACACAGUCCCCUCGGUCACCUUCUAGUGUAGACAUCUUGGAAGUUAUGCCUCUUUAUCCGCGAUCACAGACAAACACCAAUCAUGUUACUAAUGUUUAUCAAAUGAGAGAGUUAAAAAGAGAACAUAAUAAUAAUACGCAAGCAGAAAAGUCAAAUCCACAGCAUUUAUACAGUAAUGAUCUGAAUAGGGACUUAGCUAUUCUGAGGAAUAAUUUGCGGCAAGAGGCAGCUCUGAAUACAAUGAGAGAUAUUGAAGAUGAAACAAUAUUUUUAGAAAACAGAUACAUAAAUGAGAAUUUAGCAAAAAAGUUAGCAAAGAAUCUUAUGUCUCCAACUCUAAGCAAUUCUAGCGAACAUUAUGCUGAACUUAACAUUGAACAACAAGAGAAUAAGCUGCCAGAAGCUGCUAGGCUUUACAUGAAUAUUUUGUGUGAUGAAGCCAACUUGAGUGACGACAGCGAUGAUUCGUCACACUCAUCCUCCACUCCAACGACACUAAAACCUUUACAAUAUUGUAAUCUGUCUGUUGGCAAGAAAGUAGAAACAAACACGUAUGCAAAUUUAUCCCUUGGCGAUAAAGGCGACAGCAUCAAGGUGAAACAAUCUUCAGUGUCACAACAUUCUGAUCAUAAUCAGAAGAUUUCUGAAUCAGACACACUCACUUCAACAUCUCCAGAUGAAGAAUUGGAGGUAAAUUAUGCAGUUUUAGAUAUUGACGCGAAUAAGGAGCAGGUGAAGGCUAGUAAAGAAUCUGAUUUUUCCGAGACGCAGUUGUCCAGUUCGCGCAAUGAGAGUGCGCCGUCGUGUUCUUCACAGCCAAGGAGUCGUCUUAUUUCGCAGGGCAGCAUGGAGAAGUCUACUGGCACAAUUACGUCGCCAUCAGCCACGAUAGGGUACACGACCAUUGAUUUUGAUAAAACGGUGGCACUAACAUCUGUAGCUGCCGGUGCGGAGAUGGAUGCCGAUGGCCAAAGGAAAACGAGACAUGAUUCUUGUAACGUCUUCUGUGGCAGUCCAACCAGCGUUGACAAAUGCAAGGGCAGUAAUAAUUAGUAAAAUAAAAAAUAAUUUGCAUAAUGUAGAGUAAUUUAUAAAUGUUGCCAAAGAUUCAUGUAUGUUGUAAUAUAAAUAAAAAUAGAAAAUGCUUACUUACACUUAUGUGGUUUAGAAAGCUCACUUAGGGUUUCAAUGUUAGCUGGAAUAAAGUUAUCCUGAGCUAAGUAAUACUCUGCUCAGUAUUACAAUGACAUGGAAAGAACAUAGGUGACCAAAGAUUUUGAAUUAUGAUACACAUUAUAAAAAUGCAUUAGGGUAUUGAAAAAAAUAUUGCCCAGGUGACAGUAAUGUAAAGUUUGCAACUGGGAAUAUGCAGAUAUGAAAGACUGAAUAAUCAAACAAGAUUUAUAAAUUUUGAAUAAUAAAUGUGGUAAUUCUUAUCAAUGAUUGUCGUACUAAACUGCAAAUUUUUGAUAAGUUGCAAAAGUUUGCUUAUUAAAUGUUAGGCAAAGCACACCUUCCACAUUUAGCCAAUAAGAUUUUGUCAAAGAUUAAGCAAGUGCAAUGUUCUUAUAAUGGUGUAAGCCAAAUUCAUUAAAAAAUUAAAAAGUUGCAACUUAUAGUUCUCUUCACAACACUAUUAUGAGGGUAAUUUGUAGAAUUUUGUAAAAAUUAGCUAUAUGUAUAUCAAACCAAAAUGUUAAUUAUUUAGAUUAUGUCACUUUAAGUAAAAGUGAAGCUCCUAAACCAAGACAAUCAGAUAAUUAAGAAAAAGGUAAUUAUUUAUCAAUUGUAACGUCUCUAGUUAGACUAAAUAUUUUCGUACAACUUAGUAAGAGCAUUGUAAUAUCCUGGGGAUAAUCCUAUUUAUUUAAUAGAAUUCAUGACAAAAGAAAUAUUAUUAUCAAAAUUGAGUGAAUGAUUUAUACGAAAAUGUAUAUCCUUGUUGAAUGGAUAAAAAUUUAAUGUCUAGACCUAAAGUAAAUACCAAAGUUAGCCUAACAUAACGAAUUAUGUUGUAUAAGUGUAGACUGAAAAAAUAAUUUUUGCCAAAUAUUAUGUUCAAAAAAUUUAAUAUUGUUUAUUAUCCUGUAAGAUAAUUUAGGUAUAAAUCCGUCUAUCGGUAAGUUAUUGCUAGUCUUGGGUAUACUUCCACUACUGAAGUAAUGAAAGCGAUGUCCUGUGUUUCAGAUACCAAAGUGAUAAAAGGGCCAUUAAACGGGAAUUGAAUCACGUAAUCUAGUUCAGGUUGAGGAAAUCUCGACUUCCCUUAUAUCUUGAACUGUAGCUUUCAUACUAAGUAAUGUAUCGGGUGUAAAAGUACCUGCGACAUAUCAAAAAAAUCUUUAGACUAUGAUCAUUUUCAACAUUGUAAUUGCAAUUGACAAAGGCCUCCUCUUUUUUAACAGCCUUCAAAAAAAGAUCGUUCUCAGUUUGACCUGUAUGUAUGUUCGUCCGCGAUUAUGUCGCGUUUCGCUGAACCGAUUUUGAUGGGGUUUUCAGGAAAGUGUUGGUUAUACUUUAACCGACUUCAAAAAUGGUGGAUAUCGAUUGAAGGCGGUUCACUUUCUUUUUAUAAAAGUUAUUUAUUUUAUAUUCUGUCAUAGGAAUGAAAAGCAUAUCUGCUUCUCGAGGAUUGAAUUGAAAUUUUAUAUACAUAUUUACGCAUGCUUUCAGCAUAAUUACUUGGUGGGAAUAUAAGUUAUAAUAUAGUUUAUAGGUAUAUAUGUAUAUAUUUAAUAUGGAUUUAUAGUACAUAUGGUAAUAGUAAGUAUGUUUAUUAUACAUUAUUUAUUAUCAACCGCACAAAAGUUUGGCUCUGCGUAACCCAAUGGUAGACUGUUAGAUAAUGCUAUUAGCAUUUAGUCUGCCUUUUGUACUUUAUGAAUUGUUAUUGUAACAAUAAAGAAUAAAUAAAUAAAAAUUAAAAAAUCAAACGCAGUACAUAAUUUGUUUAUUCUCUAUUAUGUAUACCACCGUCUUGUUGCAACGAAUAUUUAAAGUAAAAUUUUUAUAAGUGUGAAACUUGCGAAAAUUGAGAAAUUUUUAUGUUUUCUUGCUAAAAUCUACGAAAUGAUGUAAGUGCAUAUUGAAUUUGAAUUAUUUAUGUGUGUUGAAAAUGAUAGACUAGAUUUUUGCAUUUAGGUAAAUUAAGUUUAUAAGAGUAAGAGUUUUUAUGGGCAUUAUUAUGUAAGUUUUUUUUAUAUAUAGGUAAUAUGUACAAGUAGGUACUAUAAUUAUUUGACUUAGUAUUCAGUGUUCAUAAUUUAUAAGAGAAUAAAAUAUUAAGAUGUAAGUACAAUAUAAAAUAUGUGUAAUAUUGUAUUACAAUCAGACAAAAUUGAUCUUCAAAGCGUAUAUUUUUUUGGCUGUUUCAUAUUUAAUAGCAAUAAUUAUUGAAAGUUAAGAUGAUGUUUUGUCUUAAUGUUACCAAUUGUCUUUUGUUUUUUAGAAGUAUUAAUAUCACGCGGGUAAAGUCACGGACAACAAGCUACUAGAAUUAUGAAAUUUCAAUGACUUUGUAAAUUCAAAUCAAAUCAUCAUUGUAAUGUAAAUUCACGCGUCAUUUAUGAAAAUAGUGUCAAUAUGAUUUGAAAUCAACUAUUUAAUAU
Molecule: messenger RNA, 4400 nt
Organism: Amyelois transitella
Lineage: Eukaryota; Metazoa; Arthropoda; Insecta; Lepidoptera; Pyralidae
Product: fibroblast growth factor receptor substrate 2
Exons: 2
Coding region: 292-1845 (517 amino acids)
Biological process (GO): cell surface receptor protein tyrosine kinase signaling pathway
Cellular component (GO): cytoplasm
Source: RefSeq, a predicted model, not a curated record